AUGCAAGGGCCCGAGAGGAAGCAGGGCUCAUGGAUUUCACCAGAUCACAGAGAGCGGGACUCUGAGAAGUGUAAGCAGAGACAGGUGGCAACAACAGACACAGAACCAGGCGGCAACACCAGGGGCCAGCCCGAGCUGGGGCUGGGCCUGGGCUGUGGGCUGGGGAUGUGGAGACUCACAAGCCUUCCCUCGGAGGGUGACGACUGGCACAAAGCCUCAGCACCCACAGACCCUGCUGGCCCACCACCCCCAGCGAGGGGCCGCACUUCACAGUUUCUAAAGGGCUUCCACACCCUUCCUCAUUGGGGUCCGUGGGGCAGUCAACCACUGGGCAGGAGGAGACACAUAUGUAGCUGGGCGUUUGGUCAACUCUGUAGAAGCGCUGGGGGCAAGGACCACAUCUCGAUUCUUGUAUGCCCAGUCCUUACCACAAGGCGUGAGCCCUACAAAUACCAUUACUGCAUCAAUGUGGCACUAAACGCAAGCUGCUGUGGUGAGGCUGGGAAGAAACCCAUCCCCACCGUGGGCUCCAACCUAAUGACUCUUCCCACAAGGGACACGAAGACAAGACAUCCUUGGCCUCUGAGACUAAGGAUGGAGCAUGGAACCUGGUGUUGGCUCUCCAGGGAGAAGCUGCUGAUUUAUUUGCUGUCUCCUAUCCUUAACCAGUCAACACUGACCUCGGCAACAGGGACAGGGCUCAUUGGGGCUUAGGUUAUUCCUCUCCCCACAGCUUCCUUAGCACGCUGCUCAUCCUUAGACAUUCCUCCCU
Symphalangus syndactylus (siamang) is the source of this 772-nucleotide messenger RNA. RefSeq lists its product as uncharacterized. The record is from RefSeq and is a predicted model, not a curated record. Lineage: Eukaryota; Metazoa; Chordata; Mammalia; Primates; Hylobatidae.